Messenger RNA from Hyalella azteca, 1867 nucleotides. Its product is annotated as nascent polypeptide-associated complex subunit alpha, muscle-specific form-like. Lineage: Eukaryota; Metazoa; Arthropoda; Malacostraca; Amphipoda; Hyalellidae. The coding region runs from base 157 to 1821 and encodes 554 amino acids. The transcript has a single exon. The record is from RefSeq and is a predicted model, not a curated record.
AGUUGGUUAAGACCUCCUCCUGCAUUUGUGUUCAAUCCAAGAAGUUGGUUAAGACCUCCUCCUGCAUUUGUGUUCAAUCCAAGAAGUUGGUUAAGACCUCCUGCAUUCGUGUUCCAAUCUCUACGAAGUGUAACACUUGGAAAAAUAAAUAGUGAAAUGUCUGCAAACAAUAAUGGCCGUGGAACACGUGGGGUGCCGACUGGUCGUGGGUCUCGUGGGGCCCAGGCAGGUCGUGGUAGGGGAUCUUCGUCUGGUCCCAGGGGAGGCGCUCGUCCUAGGACCUAUUCAACUAACCAACUGAACGCUAGCAAUCGCCCUACAAAUUUUGACGCCGUACCGGUGCAUAACAGCACAACGAACCGUUCAAGAGAAAACAAUGGUGAUAGAUACUUCGUUAAUCAACAAGCAGUAUCUCGUGUUCUUCCCGCUCGACGAGUUUCUGAAAGCAUGAACGCUGGGAUUCAGGCCAGUAAUGAAGCAGGGUGGUCUUAUGCUAGCGUAGCGCGUCCUGCUAGCUGUUUAUCAAUACAUUCAGAAAAUAAAUUCGUGUCACAACAGCCCAGAUAUAAUGGCCCUACACACAAUCAAGCGUCCCUAUGUUUAAGUCAUCAGAAUAUUCAUCUGAGUAGCCCCGACGGACCCACGCGUUUCUCGGUCCCACCACCUAAUCGAUUCCCCGGGAAUCCAACAGGAAUGGGGAACAUUUUCCACCCUAAUAGUGGGGCGUCGACAAUGCCUCCUCAGUCGCUGUAUUCUACUGCCGGCGUCAGGGCUCCCUGCGACGGCUCUUCUCCAUAUUUUCCACGAUCUCCUCCCUCCCAGUACCUGCCGACAUUAUCGAGUGCUGCUGCUGCUGCUGCUGUGCCUGGGUUGAGUGUAGCACCAGCUAAUUUUAAUGCUAAUCAUCUCUCUAGACCAAUUAUGGCGCCGGCGCACCCUAGUGAUGCUCAUCUAACUGCACCAAGAUUUGCACCGGCAUAUUCAAGUGCUGCUUCUCUGCCUAGACCAAGUGUAGCACCGACACGUGUUAGUGCUGCACAUAUGCCGGGACCUGGAUUGGCGCCGGCAUUCUCUAAUGCUGCUCCUCUGCCGGCAGCUAAUUCGGCGCCUAAUUAUUCUAAUGAUCCUAUUUUAAGCUCAUCAGUGUCCAGCGUAGUGCCCUUCACCCCAGUAUGUACGAACAGUAUGGUUUCGCCGGUCUCAACCCCUCCGGUCUACCUGAACCAAUAUGCCGAUGUAUAUAACGUUACUCCGGCCACUUAUGCGCCGCAAUAUGUAUCAGCUCCCUCCAUUGACAGCUACAAUCAAGGUCGGCCACCCCUGGCUUAUUCAACAAGCGAUGAAACUAUCGCUUCUGUGACUGUCAACUCGCAGUAUUUUGUUCAUCCUUAUCAGCCUUCAGGGGUGACUAACCAACCUCUCAACCAACCCUCCAUUCCUUUAUAUUCCCAACAAGCCGGUACGACACUUGUCCCCUUCGAGUUUGAGGGCUCUCCUAUUUAUAAAGUGCCUAACAACCACCCGAUUAAUCCCUUUACGGUGCCCAUGCCGCAAAAUUGUCCUUUCGGGUAUAUUCCACGAAAAUAUUGGAAUCCAUGUGUCAGGUUUGACCUGAACAGUCAACUUGCAGGCAUGAAGAUAAGUGCUGAAAACACUGCACCACCAGCGCCACAAACCAAACAAGAUAAUCUUGGCGAACAAGAGGGUCCAUCUGUACGUGAAAAUUCGACAUCGCAUAAUUCGGAAGAAAUUGAAAACAAAACUUCCGCUGAAGACGUAGAUGAAGACGCUGGAGAUGAACCAGCGUCUUCAGAUCACUGAAUUGGAUUAUUUUGUGUAGCCUUGUACUUACGGCGAUAUGUUAAAG